Molecule: messenger RNA, 3777 nt
Organism: Knipowitschia caucasica
Lineage: Eukaryota; Metazoa; Chordata; Actinopteri; Gobiiformes; Gobiidae
Source: the annotation of a GenBank genome assembly
AUGGCCACCGACCCGGGAGAGCCCUCGGGCACAGAUGAGUCUACGGAGAAACCCGAUGGACAGAGGGAGGAGGGUACCGAGCGGGACAGAACCAUCUCACAGCGGGAUAGGACUCACAGCACCCCCUCAGACUUUCCCUCCUCCCAGACUGAAGAGCGCAAGUUGGCUGGGGGUGAGGGUGGACAGGAGGUCCAGGGUAAAUCAGGCCGUUGCAUCUCUUUCUCUGCUUCUCUGUCAGUGGACUCCGGGCAGAAACGUCUGAGAAGAGAAAAGCGCUUCUUUAGAAAGAGUGUAGAGAUCUGUGAAGAGAAAGAUGAGGUGGACAUCCUCCCUGAAGCUUCUCACAGCGCCCCACAGCUGGACCUGCAGAGUUCUGACUCAGUCUUCACCAGCAGUGCCCCACAACAAGAAGCUGCCUCGGUCUACACCGCUCUGGGCCAGGACUCCUCCAGUCCUGGCACAAGCCUGGAUCCAGGGAAAGACCUGUCACUGUCAACCCAGAAGAUGGAGCGGGACAGAGAGCAGGAGGAGGAGGCGGAGAUGAAGGCUGUAGCCACCUCUCCUGGAGGACGUUUCCUUAAGUUUGACAUUGAACUGGGUCGAGGAGCUUUCAAGACAGUUUACAAAGGGCUGGAUACGGAGACGUGGGUGGAGGUGGCCUGGUGUGAACUACAGGACCGUAAACUAACCAAGGCUGAGCAACAGAGAUUUAAAGAGGAAGCAGAAAUGCUCAAAGGGCUUCAACAUCCUAAUAUAGUGCGCUUCUAUGAUUCCUGGGAAUCAGUUCUUCGUGGGAAAAAGUGCAUCGUUCUGGUGACCGAACUUAUGACUUCAGGAACACUCAAAACGUACCUGAAACGAUUCAAAGUAAUGAAGCCUAAAGUCCUCCGCAGUUGGUGUCGGCAGAUCCUUAAGGGGCUGCACUUUCUCCACACCAGGACUCCUCCCAUCGUCCACAGGGAUCUUAAAUGUGACAACAUAUUUAUUACAGGGCCUACAGGCUCAGUGAAGAUAGGAGACCUGGGACUCGCCACUCUUAUGAGGACUUCAUUUGCCAAAAGUGUUAUAGGAACUCCAGAGUUUAUGGCCCCUGAGAUGUAUGAGGAACACUAUGAUGAGUCUGUGGAUGUGUAUGCCUUAGGGAUGUGCAUGCUGGAGAUGGCUACCUCAGAAUACCCUUACUCUGAGUGCCAAAACGCUGCACAGAUCUACCGUAAAGUCACAAGUGGGAUUAAACCAGCAAGCUUUGAUAAAGUAAAUGACCCUGAAAUUAAGGAGAUAAUUGAAGGUUGCAUCCGACAGAACAAGAGCCAGAGAUUAUCAAUUAAAGACUUACUGAAUCACGCAUUCUUUGGAGAGGACACAGGGGUACGGGUAGAGCUUGCAGAAGAAGAUACAGGGCUUCAGGACUAUCUUGCCUUGCGGAUCUGGGUUGAUGAGCCCAAAAAACUCAAGGGGAAACAUAAAGACAACGAGGCUAUUGAAUUCAGCUAUGACCUGGAAAAUGACAGCGCUGAAGAAGUCGCUCUUGAAAUGGUAAAGUCAGGCUUCUUCCAUGAAAGCGAUGCCAAGGUGGUGGGAAAAUCCAUCCGGGAUCGUGUUAAUCAGAUAAAGAAGUCACGUGAGCGCAGACAGCAGCAAAUCCUCCAACAGCAGCAAGGAUUUGAGGAGAAAAGAGACCCAUGCCUUAUCUCCUACACAUUCUCUCACCCCUCGGGCUACUCCUCCUUGGGUCAAGCCGGACAGUCAGAGGACAUCCAUGAUGUGGACAAAUUUGUUCAACAAUAUAAUAUCAGUGGGACCACUCUCAUCUUGCCAGGGGAGAGUUUAGGCUCAGCUAGCUGUGAGUCUUACGCGAGUGGACAGAGCCAGGUGUACUAUCAGCACGGGGACUCAUCUUCCCAUCUUGCAAGUAAUACUCCUGGAGUAGUCCAUCCUCAGUUACCAUCAUUGGGAGAAAGUGGCAGUUUCCAAGUUGCCCCUGGUCAGGCAGAAGGAGCAUUUCCUCAACAAUACUUUCAGGCUCAUACAUACCCAGCUGAUGCAUUUUCUAUUGCCACUCUCCAUGGGUCACUACCUCCUUCACAAGCAUUCAUGCCCCCUGUUUCACCACAGGUGCCCUCUAAUGUUCACACUGCAUCAAUGUCAGUUAGUGAUCAAGCUGGACUAGGGGGAACCAUUGUGCCCCUUGCUCAGCAAAGCCAACCCCCUGCCACUCCCAUGCAGCCCACUGACAUCAUUCCCCAGACAGCACCCCAGCACACACAGCCUGAGCUGAUCCCUCAGCAAUCUAUUGUCCAGCAACAACAGAUGGGGAUGGAUCCACAGGCCUCCACCCUGCAGCUUCCACCAUCACAGCAGCAACAGCAGCAAAUGGAGGCCCAGGCCACUCUGCUUCAACAACAAGUGAGUACCACUCAGGUGCUCCCGGAUCACGUUCAGCAAAGCCUCUCGUCGGCUGUCCACUUACAUCAACAUGAGCCUUCCCAGCAGCCUGGAGUGCAGCACACGCUCCUGGUUCAGCCUGAGAAACCUGUUGUACCUCUGCACACAGGUAGGGAGCCAGCUCUGCCAAUACGGAACCCAAAAGAGCAGCAGGCUUUUACACAGCAACAGUCAGGGGAACUUAGCAAGCAGCAGCAGCUUCAGUCCCAACCCUUCCACCUCAGACAGCUCCUUCACCGCAGACCUUGGCUCAGUUACCAAUGCAGACAACCAUGGGUCCAGGCCAGCCGCAAACACCCCAAACGCAAGUGUUGCAUGAGGAUCCAGCUCAACCUGCCCCACCUCCAGUUACUGCUGGAGCUACACAGAUACUACAGGACAACCUGCCCCUGUACAGCCAUAUUGUUGCUGGUGCGCCCCCUUCCCCUCAGCACCAGUCCCUUUCCAACCUCCCCUCCCCCUGUUGCCGUUGCUAAUUUAGAGCUGCUUGACUCUAAUGCCCCCAUCCUACCCAAAGCCUCACUGCAAGACUGUGACCUUUCCCUGCUUGGCAUUACUCAGGAUGGAUCCACUCUAUCUAUUAAAGAUGGUCUUUCUACAUUUGGGUCUGUUCAAGGAAGUGGAGAAGCAAGCUUUCAGCUUAUGGCCAAUGAACAAUUAGAAAUGCUAAAAUGUUUAAGAAGGUCAUCUUGUCAAAAGCCUGACAAAGUGUUGCAUCAGUUCCAGCUGACCAUGCUGCAGGUGUCCAGCAGUGGGGACAAUAUGGUUGAAUGUCAACUGGAGACCCACAGCAACAAGAUGGUGACAUUUAAAUUUGACAUAGAAGGAGAUUCUCCUGAUGAUAUUGCUGAUUAUAUGGUGGAGGAAGACUUUGUUCUGGAGAUGGAAAAAGAGACAUUUGUGGAGAAACUAAGAGCUAUUGUUAAACAUGCUCAAGAAAUUCUUCACACCAAUUUACAGACUGGAUCCACAGACCAGUUACAUGUGGGCACUCCAACUUCUGCUUCUGGAGAGUCAGUUCCUCAUUCAUCUCCUGUAGGGCGAUGGCGGUUCUUCAUCAACCAAACAAUCCGGCACAGAGACUCUUUAUCCAGCCAAGGGGCUGUAACCACAACUGCAGAUGAAAUGCUUGGCCAACUCUCAGAAAAUGAUCAUGAGGCUUGCAGUCACACGCACGCUGCUCCUGUUCCAGCUUCCUACAGGGACCGCAGACCCAUCACCUGCCCCUCCAAAAUCAGGAGUAUAACAGCGCUGCAGCAGUGGCUGGUGGAGCUCCCACAUCUGUAUCUGCUGGUUCCACAGCAGGUGCAGACGAAUUCUCACAGCCAGUAG